Molecule: messenger RNA, 7416 nt
Organism: Gadus macrocephalus (Pacific cod)
Lineage: Eukaryota; Metazoa; Chordata; Actinopteri; Gadiformes; Gadidae
Gene: cep85l
Product: centrosomal protein 85, like
Exons: 12
Coding region: 611-2926 (771 amino acids)
Cellular component (GO): centrosome
Source: RefSeq, a predicted model, not a curated record
CUAUUCAUGUGUCAUACAAUUGCAGGUUAACGUUAAAAUACAACAGCGAAAUCCUGGCGCAUGCAAUGCGAUGCUCUGUCACUCAGAUCACCUUCAGCCUCUUCACCAGGAUGAGUGCAGCGUCCUCUAUCUUGCAGCACCAAUGUGUGCAGUGUGCCAGUAAAGUAUCUGGGCAGCUUGUACAGUCAGACCAUGGACUCACCAGCGGUGAACUCCCUCUGUGUAGGGGCCGGGCCUCGUGUGGGAGCCUCCGCUAUGCAGAGAAGGGGCGGGGCCUGGACUCAUUUUAACGACUUCAGCUCCUCGCGAGCAAUGCGGUGUCAACGUUCUCGCUAUUCUGCCUCUUUUCGCCUCGGUUAUUCUGGGCUCUUUAGCGGCUCAACGCUAUCGUAUAUGUGUCGCUAGGAACUUGUAUGAUAAUAUUUUGAAAGAGGGAAUCGUAUUUCGGGAUAAAAAAAAAACUGCGUGUUUUUAUGAUGAAAUCACGUCGACCCAUUGAGGUAUUUUGCCCAUCUUUGUCAGACCUCGUCUUGGCUUCGUUUUCUUCUCGUUAGCUGCUCGUUCGGGCCGUCGUCUACAGCUACAGAGAGAGCUAGCUGCUGCUGCUAUAAUGUGGGGUAGGAGUGACUUUGAAGAUGGAUAUGAAUCUUAUAAAACAGGCUCUAGUUGCACCAGCAAUCCAGGAUGGGUGUCUCGCUGCGAGUCAGGGUGGCAAGGCAACCCCUCUGCUCCCAGCAACGGUAACCAAGCGCGACGCCACAGCACAGCAUCCGACAGCGGAGACACGGGCAUCGGCACCUCGUGCUCAGACAGUGUGGAAGACCAUUCCAGCUCCAGCACCACUCCGUUGUCCUUCCACCCACUAGUCCACCAUCGCUCUGCCCCAGGAGGGAGUUCCACUGGUACCCUUCCCACGGCACACGUCCUCCCCUCACCCUCCCCAUCCUCCUCGGGUUCGGCCAAGCUCAGCGUGGCGACCUCACCCGGCGGCGCCAGUCCUUGGAGCAGCCUCUGUCAGCUGUCGACGCCAGCCGCCUCCUCUCGGUCAGACCUGCCGGGGUCGCUGGACAUGAAGGACCCCCAGCCCAUCAGGAGGUGGUCGUCUCUGACCCGGCUCUCGGCGGGGACCGAGAGAAGCGCCGGCAAGGGCUUGGGCAGCCGCUGCAAACCGGAUCCCCACGGGUCUCUGGACAGAAAACUCCUACACGGGUACCGGCACGACUCUAUCGGGCAAGCGAACAUGGACGCGUAUCUCUCUACGUCGUCUCACUUCAACCCCCUGCUGCGCUCGCCCUGUGCCGCCGACCCACACUUGUGGUACGACCGUGGCGGGAGACCCAGCGGCGUCGGACAAGGAACGGAAUCGUCUCGCUCGUCCGCCCUGUCGUCUCCCCUCAAGCCCCGGAGCCUCGACCUGAACUACAGUGCCUUACCUGAGAGCAGGCUGGGACCAGGUGGUCCUGGCCACGGCUUCACCAAUCAGAGAGGCCUGUCCUUUGCCCAGCCGGCGGUGGGCGGCUCUCCCAUUCAGCCAGCCAUCAGAACUCAGAUGUGGCUGAGUGAGCAGAUGGAGUACAGGCCCGGCUCAGAGUUGGGCAAGGUUGGACCAGAGGUGGAAGGCGGAGCAGAGAGCAGUUUGCUAUUGGCAUGGCAACAAGAGCACCAGCACAGAGAGAGACUACGGCAGGAGGGCGAAUUGAACCAGAUGCUGUCGGGGACAUCGCUACCUGUCAACACUCUUGUGAAGAUUAAAGAGGGACUGCUAAGACAAAGGGAACUGGAGAUUGAUCGACAAAAGCAACAGAUCUUUCAACUCCAUGCUAGAAUCAGAGAAAAUGAGCUCAGAGCACAGCAGUUCCUUCACAACCAGAGGGAUCCGUCCGAUCAGCCCUACAUCCUCAAACCUAAGGAUCCUCUGCAUGAUUCAGUAUCAGUGAGCUUGAGUGGACCCCCGUCUGAAAGCCAGUGCUGCAACAGAGGAGAGCUGGGCAGGAAGCUGGCUGAUGCCCAACUCGAGGUCCUCCACCUCAACGAGUUCCUCAAGCAGAACACACAGAAAUACACAGAGGACAUCAAGAAACUGGAGGAGAAGAUGAAGACGAGGGAUCGCUACAUCAGCAGUCUGAAGAAGAAAUGCCAAAGGGAGACGGAGCAGAACAAGGAGAAGCAGCAACGCAUAGAGACCCUGGAGAAGUACCUGGCCGACCUGCCGUCCCUGGACCAGGCGCAGUCCCAGACGCUGCAGCUUGAAGAGGCGCAGAGAAAGGCUGAGGUUCUGGAAGAGACGGUGUCUCAGCUGGAGGAGAAUCUGGUGCAGGACGGGGCUCUGUUGAAACACAAGGACAGUGUGAUUCAGGCCCAGUCCCUCAAGGAGAAGGAGCUGAUGGCCGCUGUACACAGUUUGCAGCAGAAGGUGGAGCACUGUUUGAAGGACGGCGUGCGACUCCCUAUGUUGGACCUGAAGCACUUGGAGGUGGAGAACACCCAGCUGCUCAAGCAGCAGGAGCAGAGCAGCAAGCUGAUUGACCAGCAAAAGAAGCAGAUAGAGGGACUAUCUGUACAACUGACGAACCAAAGGCCCCCAGAAGACGGGUUGCCGGGGCGUCCGGCGGCGCCGGUCCACAUGCAGGACGUUAACCUGCUGCUGAAGGAGAUGUCCCUCUGCCUGCUGGACCUCAAGGCCCUCUGCAGCGUCCUGACCCAGAGGGCCCGGGGCCAGGAGCCCAACCUAGCCCUGCUGCUCGGGAUCAAAUCCAUGGGCUUCUCCGGGGAGGAGAACGAGGGCAGUGACGUGACGGAGGAGGACAACGUGCUGAGGGCCAAGGUGCAGGAGGUGAGCCAGCUGAGGAGCAACAUCGACGAGCUGCGGAGGACCGUCUCGGACCGCUACGCCCAGGACAUGGGAGAGAACUGUAUCACGCAGUGACCCGGCCCCGGGGCGGCCCGCCCCUUCUCCACACCGUUCUUUCCCUCCUUUUCCAACACGCCAGCAGAGGGAGCCACGCUUUCCUGAACCGAUCUGUUUUUCACAAUAUUUUUAGAAUAAUUCUUAUUAUUCUUAUUCUUGUUCUACAAACUUGGGCUUGACUUAAUAUCUAGCAUCUCCCAUCUACCUAUCUUAAACCAUGGUUCCAACAGUUUGGAUGAACACCAAAAAUGAGGAAAUCAAGCAUUAAUGGGAGGGAAGUUUGAAGCAGGUACAUGAACACGGAACAGUUCGUAGGUGUUGUACUGCUGCCGUGAAAGAGUGGUUUAUUGUCUUCAUGCCCUUCUGAUCAUUGGACCAAGCUUUAAAUAGAGUUCACAUGAAGCAGGCUUUGUUUUCCCCUGCAGGCAGGGAGUAUUGCGUUGUCACUUUCUCUUUUCUUGGCUUCCAUUUUGUUUUAAAUAGCCAGUGAACACAGUGUUUCAGACGAAAUACGAAUACUAUGUGAUUUAAAAGAAAUGCGCUUUGGGCUGAGGCUCUCAGACAUCAUGAAAAGAAGGCUGCCUGCUUCCGCAGCAGUGUGGCUCGUUCACAUAGUGUUGGGGAGAAUGGCAGAAACAAAGCCAGCUUUGGGUUCACUGGCUCUUUAAGGCGGGCUCUGGUUACCACGGAUGUCUGGUGACUCAUUGAAGAGGUUGUCAUUGUGUGGAGGUCCUUCGUCACUCAGAAUAUAUGUAUUUGCAACACAUCCCACAUGUCGCAGUCGAGCAGAAAUCCAAGUGCCUCCUUUUGAUUGAAGGUGAUCCUUCAGUGUUGACCGCAGAGACGAUGGCCAGAUUGUCAUUCUUUUCCCUGACAUCUGGUACAGAGGCUGGCCCCUGUUUUUGUUAAACAGAAUUAAUAUGUAUAUAGUAGCUAUAUCAAUUUAAAUACAAUACAAUAUAGAUCAUAUUGUCAACAUUUAAAGACCAAACAUGUUGGUUACACGUUUCCCAACCAAAUGUCAAAUGUAAUUGAGACGCUCAUAGAAUAGCAUAGCCAAGCUUAUUUUACACGCCCCAUUUAAGGGUUGCUGAAAUGAGAAACUCCCACCAUAUUCAUUGAAGGGUAACUAGAACUCACCCAGCAAAGCACAAACCACCACCGGAAAGUAAAAUGUCAUGCAUGAAUCAUAUCCAUUUCAAGAGACCGAUAUUAACAGAUCAUAUGAAGGUCACUCAGAGGUUGUUAACACACAACUCUAAGACCUGAGAGUCAUGAAAGACAUUUUUUAAAUAAGCUAGCCAUAAAGGUUUCAUUGUAGGGCGGGAGGUUACUCGAUGCCAUUGAGAAGUGUUGUAAUAACACACCUGUGGUUGAUCUACGAUAAUGCAAUUUGAGUGCAAAAUCUGAGGCAUGAUGGAUUCCCCCAACCAAUCAGGGAGGCCUUUUAAAGUGCGUCUAGGGCGAUUGGCUCACAGGCCCCCUAGUCGACGGACAUCUCGGCCACUCUGGUCUUCUUCAGGUUAUGUAUCUCUGUCACUUGCAGUAUCAUGCGAAUGGUGCCUCCCAUGUAAGGAGAAAAAGUACGCUAUGCAAAAAACAGGAGAACCCCAUGUUGUGUGAUUGGACCUUUGUUCGGUUCUCAGAUCGAUGAAACAAAACAAGAUAAAGGUUGGAUGGGCCUUAAAACCAGACAACAUUUUGUUGCUUUUAUUGGUGCGGGGACAAAGCCUGAAGACGCACGGUUGGUCGAAAUGUGGAAGCAAGCUCCAGAAAUCAUCUGGUGGAAAUACUUUUAUUACAAAAUAAGUGAUUUCUAGAUAAAGCCAGAAUAGUCUUAAAACUCAGCAUUUCUUCAUGUUAAUGCAUGGAUGGAGUGAAAUUUCAUGAAAGGACAGCAUGUGGGCAUAAUAAUAAAUAAUGGGCGUCGCAGGUCGACCUCUUUAAUGACCAUCACAUUAUUACUGAACUCGUAAAACAAACCUUUCGUGAAUUUCUGUAAGCAGAACUUAAAGGGAAUUCCUUUUUUUGUGCGUUUGUCUGGGUUAUGUUUAAAUAUUCCAAAUUAACUUAAUCUACAAUAUAGUGGUGGGUAUGUGGAAUAGUUAAGUGUAGUAGUUAAUGUGGGAUAAUUAAUUUAGGAUGGUAAUUACAAACACAGACUAAUUAAACCACACACUCCAAUGAAACCACACUUCGGCACAGCCCCUCCCGGCGGCUUUGCUGAAUAAAUGUAAUAGAUGAUUCAUUCCCUCGAAACAUUCAAUAAUUUUUAUAUUUAGUAUAAUGUCUAAAAAUUGCAUUCCACACCACAUGACCACCAGGUCAUAUUCUUCUUAAUUUAUGCCAGAGUACAGUCUUCAUUUAUUCUGCAAUAUGCCUCCACGCGUGAAAACAGUCUUGAAUAUAACUUGACAUAUUUCAAACCUCUUCCUCAGCAAUAUUAACUCGUGAAAUAUACCAUGGACCUGUUCCUUACUAUAUUUCUAUGACCUUGGUCGUUGCUUAUUAAUGACCUAGUUCAGGUAAAAUUCAGGUCUCUACAUUUAUGUUCUAACAGCAGGUCUCUUUUUUGUACAGUUUAUAACCCUUUUAUCUCUUUCUGUGCUCUGGUGUGCGCUGAAGCCAUGGCACAAAGACAACCCAUCACAGGCUUUUAUGUGAAGCAAGAGGGCUAUGGACUGGUUCAAGCUAAAUAAUUACUUCCUUCUUUUGACAAACCAAAUAAGCAGACCUUGCUGUAUGAAACGUUACGUAACAACGAAAAGUAGUCCAGACUUGGAGAGUAAGCGUUUAUUCAUAAUAUUGGGCACCGAAUGUGGAGGAUGAGUGCAUAAUGCAUCAAUGUUUCCUGGACCACCAAUCUCCUGUCAUCGUGUACUUUACAGUUGGGUGAUUAUUAUGUUAAAAUAGCGCAUCAAUGCCUAUUUUCCCUGAAUGCCCAAGAGGAACAGACGGGACGUUACAGAAGUGUUUUUUGUUUACUUGAGGAGCCAUUUUGGACAUGUAUACAGAAAAUAGUGGCAGACCAUUUUGAGCUUUACUAUAUAUUAAUUUAUGUUGCCUAAUGUUGGUGUUUACCAUUCCAAAUAUGUUUUUUCCAAAGUGAUGACUUGAUUUAAAGGAAAACCAAAACCCUCCUGUUGUGGGAGACAAUGUUUCUAAGGGCGGAGCUAUAGUGCUGUUCAGGGUUCUGCUCUCUUGUACAAGCCCCUCCCACGCUACAAUUUAGAUGUGGGGUCGGGCGGUGUACCCCCAAAAUGGCCAAUUACGGAUAACUCGAUCAAAAGCAGGCAUUUAACCCAUCCAAUCCUUGAAACUGUAACCUAUCUGUAAUAAGUAUUAUUAGGGUAUGGUUUUCCUUUUAAGUUGAUAAUAGCAAGUCUUAAUGAUGUGUAAUUGAAACACAAUAUUGUUCUGUGUUAGAAUCGACGUUGAUUGAUUUAUAGAGAUUUUUUAGGUACAUGACUUUAUCUAUGCAAUUUUAAACAUUAACCAGCGCAGGUCAUGUGCAGGCAAAUACAAUAUAAGGUAUUCUCCUGUGCCUUGGCUGUCAUGGCUCUCAGUCAAUUGGAAUUAUGAAUACUCUUUCAUGUCCCCUACUGCAUAGAUUGAAAACUAUCGUGCUUACAUGCUGAUGUGUAUGUUAUAAUUCCUCACUCUUAAGCUUCAGUAUACCAACUUUAACAUUUCGCAAAAUGUUUUUACUGUUACAAAAAGGUUAUAUUGUAAAGAUUAUUCUUGUUCUUUUAAGAUGUUGAGGUUGUAUAACCAUGUCUCAUUGUAGACAUGGUUAUGUGGUUAAUCGAGAGGAAUCAAUAUGAUUGCUCAAACAUAUGCCCAAAAGAUGCUUAACAACAAAGGGAAGAUCAGCAAAGCUUUGUGGUGAAGCUGAAGAAUGUUCUUGGUGGUUAUUGCACUGCAGAUUAACAAUGUAACUUGUGUGGGUUUAAGUCAAUGAUAAGUAAAUUGAUUAAUUGGAUGCCUAAAGCAAACUAUAUUCUGCAAAUGACUGUAUGAAGCUUGUAGGGACACGCAAUUAGAAUAUAAUCAUCUACCUUUCAGAUCAGAUCCAUUGUAAGGAUAAAGAAUAAUGUUUUUUUUAUUAUUAUUAUUUCCAAGGAUAUUGUACCACUCGUUAUCUUUUGGUUUCCCUCUGUGUUAUUUUGUCAUCAUUUUGGUGGUAAAUGCUUUUCCAAUCUGGGAAGCAAUGCUACCAAAAGCUCAAAAUCAAAAGACAAAGUAUUGGGCUGGCUAUCUCAAUGCACUGCUGUCUGUUUAUGUGGACUAUACAUAACGAAGCCAGUAAAUGGCUUCUGGAAUUGUAUCUAUAGAAAUAUCUUGGUCAUAUUGUAUUGUUUUAAGCUUGUUUAUGAAUGCCAAAGUUCUAUUUAUAUACAAUGAUAUUCCUAAAUAGUAUUAACAGGUUUUGUUUAGUUUAUGUUUUUUCAAAAUGUAAACAGUUUGUUUUGGGUUAUUUGUUAAAAAUAAAUAUUUUUUCUACAGUU